Zonotrichia leucophrys gambelii is the source of this 3938-nucleotide messenger RNA. RefSeq lists its product as uncharacterized. Gene Ontology annotation, biological process: xenobiotic metabolic process; response to xenobiotic stimulus; regulation of transcription by RNA polymerase II. NCBI's taxonomy places the organism in Eukaryota, Metazoa, Chordata, Aves, Passeriformes, Passerellidae. Gene Ontology annotation, molecular function: protein dimerization activity; transcription cis-regulatory region binding; nuclear receptor activity. The coding region runs from base 90 to 2921 and encodes 943 amino acids. The transcript is spliced from 10 exons. The record is from RefSeq and is a predicted model, not a curated record. Gene Ontology annotation, cellular component: nucleus; aryl hydrocarbon receptor complex.
GUGGUCGGGGCGUGGCCGGUGCCGGUGGCCGGAGCCCCGCCCCGGGCGCGGUGCCGCUGUCGCCGCUGUUCUUGCCGGUGUUGUCGGGGAUGUACGCGGGCAGGAAGAGGAGAAAGCCGGUGCCCAAGAGCCCCAAAGCCCCCCCUGCCGAGGGUGUGAAGUCCAACCCCUCCAAGCGGCACCGGGAGCGGCUGAACCAGGAGCUGAGCAAGCUGACGGGGCUGCUGCCCUUCCCCGAGGAUGUGCGCUCCAGGCUGGAUAAACUCUCCAUCCUCCGCCUGGCCGUGGGCUACCUGAGGGUGAAGAGCUACCUGAGGGCCACAGCUUCAAACGUUGGCAACUGCGUGGAUCAGCCCAGACCUCCAGGAGGGGACAGAUGGACAGAGCUGCAGGGUGACAGGGAGCUGUUCCCUGAAGGAGAGCUGCUGCUCCAGGCACUCAAUGGAUUUGUCAUUGCCGUGACUGGGGACGGAUACAUCUUCUACAUCUCCCCCACCGUGCAGGACUACCUGGGCUUCCACCAGUCGGAUCUCAUCUACCAGAGCGUGUACGAGCUGAUCCAUGCGGACGACAGGGCCGCCUUCCGCCGCCAGCUGCACGGGCCCCCGGUGCAUGCUGCUGACUCUUUUCCCCCUGAGCAGCCGCUGCUUGCCGGCUCGCAGCGCCUCCGUGCUGAGAAGCAAUCCUUUGUGGAGAGGAGCUUCACCUGCCGCUUCCGCUGCCUGCUGGAUAACUCCUCGGGAUUCCUGGCCUUGAAUUUCCGUGGGCGCCUGAAGUUCCUUCUUGGGCAGCAAAAGUCAGCAGCAGACAAGUCCCCAGUUGCUCUCUUUGCCAUUGCCACACUCCUCCAGCCUCUCUCCAUCCUGGAGCUCCGGACCAAAACGCUGAUCUUUCAGACAAAGCACAAGCUGGACUUCACUCCCAUGGCCUGUGAUUCCCGGGGGAAGGUUGUCCUGGGAUACACGGAGGUGGAGCUGUGCAGGAGGGGGUCCGGAUACCAGUUUGUGCACGCGGCCGACAUGAUGCACUGCGCAGAGCACCACGUGAGAAUGAUGAAGACGGGCGAGAGCGGGCUGACGGUGUUCCGGCUGCUGACCAAGAGGGGCAGCUGGGUGUGGGUGCAGGCCAACGCACGGCUGGUCUACAAAGGGGACAGGCCCGACUGCAUCAUCGCCCGCCAGCGAGCCCUGUCGAAUGAAGAAGGCGAGGAACAUCUCCACAAGAGAAACCUGCAGCUGCCUUUCAGCUUUGCCACGGGGGAAGCAGUCUUGUAUGGGAAUGCCCUUCCUGGGUUCUUGGACUCGUUCCAAGCCAAGGAGGAGCUGCAGGUGCAAGCAAACUCCAACUCAGAGCAGCGCUUGGUAGACCCCAACUCUCUCCUUGGGGCCAUGAUGAAGCAGGAUGCAUCCAUAUACAAUUCCCACAUGGAUAACGUGCCUCAGUUCUCCUUGCCAGGUUUCAUCCCUGAGCCUGAUGGGCUGACCCAGAAUGAGGACACCAGCAGUGCCAAGGAGGAGAGCAACUCCCUCCUGGUGGUCAUUGAAACCCUCUUUGAGAAGAGUGAGGUGGAUGGAAACGCCUGCCAGAGCCUGAACGCGGGCAGCACGGAGCUGCAGCAGUGGGAGGAGGCUGUGCUCAGCCUGGGGGCACAGGAGGAGCCACCAGCUCAGGGGCUUGGCACCAAGGUGCCAUCCUGUGUGGGGCAGGUGCUCCUCAGGGAGGGUGCUGGAAAGAGCCUGGAGUUCCAACGCUGCCAUGAGGAAAGCAGUGCUGUGGCUGACUUCCAGCGCUGCUGGGCAGCUGGCUCAGCAUUCCCAGCAGAGCCCCAGGCAGCGGGCACAUGGGGAGGCCAGGGGGCUCUGAGCUCCAUGGGCUCUGCUCCCUCUGAGGGCAGCUUUGCCCAGCCAGAGCAGCAGGUCCUGUUCAACCCAGCCAGGCUGGUGGCAGGGACUGCGCUGGGUGUCCCCAUGUCCAGCAGCAAAUCCUCUGCAGCACUUCAGCUGGCAGACCAAGCCCUUCAGGCAGAAGCCACCCUCUCUGCUCCUCUAGAUAACACUCUUCCUGCUGCUCAGAGCCAGCCUGGGUGCCAGCUGGUGGGCUCAAACACCUUGGGGACUCUGUGCCACAGUGUCCCUCUCCAGGCAAACCCAGCCAGUUGCCCAUCAGAGGCUUCACUGGUCGUAGCUCCAAAACAGCUGGAAGCUGCAGGAGCAUACCUGGAGUCCCAGACUCUGCCAGGUGGCAGCCCUGAGAAUCCCCCAGGGGCUGGGCUGUGGCUGCCAAUCCCCUCCCAGUCUUUUCCUUGCCCUGCCCAGGGCUUGCAUGAGUCCCUGUUCGCUGGGGAUGGGAAGCUCUGUGAUGUGGAGGUUGCUCUCCCUGCCCCCUUAGGAGCCAGGCAGCUGCCAGGGCAUGGUGGCUUCCCCAAACAGCCCCUGGCAGGCCAUGCAGAGCCCAGCUUUUCCUGGGAGGGGGAGCAGGCAGUGCCCCGAGAGGAGAAGUGGUUCUCACAGCCGUGGCUCCUGCAGGCUGGGGCAGCUCCAGUGCACCACAGCGGGCUCCAGCCGGGCUCCAGCACGGAUCCCAGUGCCCACCAGAUGGACUGCAUUGUGCUGUCCGAGUGCCAGUAUGGAAACAGCCUUUUCAGGCAUGACAGCACCUUCCUGAGGGAUGCUGCUCAAACACCCCUUCCCCAGCAGCCAGGUGCUUUGCCUUGCCCUGCUGAGACCCGCCCUGGAGCACCCUGCUCCUCACCAGGCUCAGUUCCAAGGUGCUCAGCAGCUCUCCCUGUGAAGGUGGGUGCAGGAGCCCCCCUGUGCUCCGGGCAGGGCCCUGGCUGCCCAUCAGUUCCCCUCUCAGCUGGGCGGCCCCUCUGUGCCUGUGAGAUCCAGCUCAAGGUGAGGUGUGAGGGCUGCAGGACCUGAGGAGGGAGCAAGGGGUCUGCCAGGGGUGCAGCCACGCCAUCCUCUGUGGGCAGCCUGGUUUGGAGCUCACUGUGAACCGGGAGCCCUGUCUUGGAAAGCCACCAGCAGCUGUGAGCUCUUCUUGUACCUGCCUGUGGUGCCUCUGGUAUCUCAGGAUUUUGUCUUCCAGUGCUGUCAGGCAGUCUAAGAUUGAGUGGUUUGUUCCAUGAGGAGUCUUUCAGGGAGAUGCCGCUGUGCCAGGGGCAGCCUCUUGCGGAUGGAGCUGCUGCCUCACAGGCAGGUAGCACUGAACUGCUGUUUCACAACAAAACAGCGUGGUCUCCUCAUCUCCUGUGUUGGACCACCCUUGACAUGCUGCUGUUUAGUCCCCUGCAUCAUCUCUGCCAGCCUGAGCCUCUUUUCCUCCUGUGCUCUCCAUCUCCUCCAGAGACCCUUCCGAAUCCUUUGGAAAAGGUGUUACCAAGCACUUCAAGAAGCUCAGCAGCACUGAAGGGUCUUGGUGGGAGGUGGAGUUGGUGGGAGUGGAGGCAGCUUGGGGAUUUGGGCUCUCCAGCAGCCUCCCAGGGGAAUUUGGGGGAGGUGGGUACCAGGCCAUUGUAACCUCUCUGGGAUGCAGGGUGGGGAAGGUCCAGCCAAGCUCCGCUUGGAUUUAUCACUGGCUUGUCCUUGUCAUCCUCUUCUCUGCUUCACGGUGCUGUGGGACAGAGAAGGGUGGGGGCUCCCCCUGUGGUUUUGCCAAAGCAGUGAGAAGGAAAGGCAGGAAGGGAUGCAGUGACCACUGGCUGCCUCUCCACUUCAGACCCACUUGAUGCCCCUCAAACCAUUUUUUCUGCAGCCCAGAACAACCACUUUGUUGAACUCUCUUCCUUUUCUAUAUAUAUAACCUAAAAUGUGAAUGAAUUGUUUUUUUCCCCACCAUGAGUGCAAAGUCUUGCAGAUCCAUCAGGGAAACCCACAAAAACAAAGCAAUGACUGGGGAGGGUGGGGAUGAUUUGAGACCACAAUGACUUGCAGCAU